Messenger RNA from Zophobas morio, 1673 nucleotides. Its product is annotated as medium-chain specific acyl-CoA dehydrogenase, mitochondrial-like. The record is from RefSeq and is a predicted model, not a curated record. Gene Ontology annotation, molecular function: medium-chain fatty acyl-CoA dehydrogenase activity; flavin adenine dinucleotide binding. The transcript has 7 exons. The coding region runs from base 363 to 1631 and encodes 422 amino acids. NCBI's taxonomy places the organism in Eukaryota, Metazoa, Arthropoda, Insecta, Coleoptera, Tenebrionidae. Gene Ontology annotation, cellular component: mitochondrion; cytoplasm; spliceosomal complex. Gene Ontology annotation, biological process: mRNA splicing, via spliceosome; medium-chain fatty acid catabolic process.
UCCCCUAAUUGUAGUACAUCACAUACAUUAUCGUUCGUAUAAACUGUGUGCAUAAAAGCGUGAAUGUGAACAGACAGUCUGACACGAGCUCUGAGAUUCUAAUUAACACUUACUUCACUUUAUUGGAACCAUUAGUGAUAUAUUAAGCGAUAAAAUUGAUAAUACAAGGGUAUUAUUUACCGCCGAAGUUGUUUGUGAUACAUUUAAAGAAAUUGACGGUCGUCGUAGGUGUGUUAAACGUACUCGAAAGUGCGAUAAGAUAAGAAAUAAAUAAAAACAAACCCAUUAUAACUCAGAGUACAAAGUCCACAUUUCAGAGUGUACAUUUUACGUUUGAAGCGCACAAAGUGAAUUUAAGCAAAAUGGCCUACGCUCUACAAAAGAUACUUAAAUCCGCGUCCGGCGGAAUUGUUACUCGGGCGUUCUCGGUAUCAGCUGUCCAGAAGUCGUCUGAGCACCCAAAUGGGUUCAACUUUGAACUAAAUGACACCCAGAAGGAAAUUCAGGCGGUGGCCCGCAAAUUCGCUAGGGAGGAAAUCGCCCCGGCGGCGCCCCACCAUGACAGGACUGGCGAGUACCCAGCGGAACUCGUAAAAAAGGCAUGGGAAUUGGGGUUCGUGAACCCCCACAUUCCAGAACAUUGCGGGGGUCUAAACCAAGGCGUCUUCGACGCCUGCCUCGUCGGCGAAGAACUCGCGUGGGGCUGCUCGGGGAUAGCCACCGCGAUUGGUUCCUCGUGCCUAGGCCAAAUGCCGGUAAUCCUCACCGGUACCAAAGAGCAACAGAAAAAAUACUUAGGUCGCUUGAUUGACGAGCCCCUAGUGGCUGCUUACGGCGUCACCGAACCCGGCACUGGUUCCGACGUGAACGGGGUUAAAACCCGGGCCGAGAAAAAAGGUGACGAGUGGAUCCUCAAUGGCCAGAAGAUGUGGAUUACCAAUGCUGGGGUCGCCAAUUGGUACUUUGUUUUGGCUAGGACUAAUCCCGACCCGAAGUGCCCGGCUGCUAAGGCUUUCACUGGGUUCAUCGUGGACAGGGACACCCCUGGAGUCACUCCAGGUCGCAAGGAACUAAAUAUGGGACAGAGAGCUUCUGACACCCGCGGGGUGACCUUCGAGGACGUGCGAAUCCCCAAAGAAAACGUCCUUCUGGGAGAGGGAGCAGGGUUUAAGAUUGCUAUGGGUGCUUUUGAUAAGACCAGACCACCGGUGGCUUGUGCCGCUACUGGGAUAGCACAACGGUGCUUGGACGAAGCUACUAAGUACUCUCUAGAGAGGAAAACCUUCGGGGUACCGAUUGCUCACCACCAGGCUAUCGCUUUCAUUCUAGCCGAUAUGGCGAUUGGUGUAGAAACCGCUCGUCUGGCUUGGAUGAAAGCGGCCUGGGAAGCAGAUAACGGGAUAAGAAAUAGCUACUCUGCGUCGAUUGCAAAGUCGUACGCUGCGGAUGUUGCCAACAAGAGCGCUUCUGAUGCCGUCCAAGUCUUUGGUGGUGCGGGAUUCAAUAGCGAAUAUCCCGUGGAGAAACUAAUGCGCGAUGCGAAAAUCUACCACAUCUACGAAGGUACCACCCAAAUCCAGAAACUCGUGGUUUCAAGAAGCGUGAUCGACGCCACGAAGAGUGUGGCUUAAGUGUUGUAUUAUGGUUACAGAAUAAAGUUUCUAUUUUUUUUA